CAUCUUGAAUUUUCUUCAGCAUACUUCAGGAAUACUUUUAGUAAAAAAAUAUGUCUCCAACAAGCAUGGAAACGGCCGAGACCUCUGCCAGUCCUGCUCAAAACAAUGAAGAAGAAAUGUAUGGUGUAGAUUUAACGGAAAGCAAAGAUGGCGGCGUUAGAAAGGUUGUUUUGUGUGAGGGAACCGGUUUGUCCACCGUUCCCACUGGUAGCGUAGUGUCUGUGAAGUACAUCGGCAAAUUUAUGAAUGGAGAUGAAUUUGAUUCAAAUAUUGGGGGCGAACCUUUCAAGUUUGUUCUUGGACAAGGUGUUGUGAUCCGUGGCUGGGACAUUUCGAUUCCCACAAUGAAACUCCAUGAGAAAUCAAGGAUAACAGUGCAACCUCAGUAUGGUUAUGGCAAGCUAGGGGGCAGUAAGAUCCCCCCUAAUAGUAUUCUUCAGUUUGACAUAGAGAUAGUUUGCUGGAAAGGUACUAGUGUAACCAAGGAUGGAGAGGUGACAAAGAUUGUGCUGGUAAAAGGAGAGGGCUAUGACAGACCUAACACUGGUGCUCAAAUUGAAGUUCAUUUAACUGGUAAAUAUGAUGGUAAAGUGUUUGAAGACAGAGAUGUAGCAUUCACUUUUGGUGAAGGUUCAGAGGUCAAUGUCCUUGAUGGAGUGGAGGCAGCAAUUGGUCAAAUGGUUAAUAAAGAAACAGCUGAUGUUAGGAUUGAGCCUGGUAAAUUUGGGUUUGGACCCAAUGGGAACCCAGAAUUUGGGAUCCCUGGGGAUGCUACACUAGAAUACCAAAUUGUGAUGAAAAAUAUGGAAAAGCUUUCUGAGGCAUGGGAGCUGACAAAUGAUGAAAAGAUUGCUACUGCAUUGCGUAUGAAAGACAAAGGAACAAAGUUCUUUAAGGAGGGCAAACAUAAGAUAGCUUGUCAGCAGUACGCAGUGGUAGUCAAAAUGCUUGAUGGAUAUUUUGAUGAAGAAGAGCUCAAAAAAACCAAUCCCAUUAAGGUUGCAGGACACCUUAACCUCGCAGCUUGUCAUUUAAAGCUUGGAAAUAAUUUCAAAUGUAUUAAAGCGUGUGAAAAGGCUUUAGGGAUCGAUAAAGAGAACAUCAAAGCGUUGUUUAGAAGAGGAAAGGCAAGACUGGCGCUCAAAGAUUACAGCAGCUCAAAGAGUGACUUCCUUGCUGUCUUAUCGCUUGAUCCAAAAAACAGAGAAGCACGUGAACAACUACGAAUAGUUAACCAGAACUUAAAGAUUCAAAAUGCGAAAGAUAAGAAGACUUUUGCAAACAUGUUCGAGAGAUUAGCCGAGAAAGACGACAAGAAUAAACCCACAAAAGACGUGUUUUCUGCAGCUGUUGAGGAGGCUAACUUGGAAGAAGCUCGAAUCAAAGCGCAAGAAAUGGAACAAGAAGCUAAUAGUUAACAAAGAACGGCCACGCUUUACGCUGAGUCUAAAAACUAUACAUUGUCGCGAUAAAGGAGGUUGAAACAACGACGUCAAUAUAGGGGGAGCAUUUCCUUGGAAUGAAAAGAAGCUCUAUAGACAGACGACAAAACUAUUUGGGACAAAGACGCACCCCGAACCAUAUAUAUAAUUAAAUAAAAAAGACGCUUAUUCAACUUUAAGUUAAAUAUUAUUACACAUUACUUUUCAUAGUGUUGUAGGAACCAGGGACAUAUAAUGUUAAAAAAAACAUCACUCUGAAACUUUAUUCUUUGGUGGUCUGUAAUGCGUAACUGUUAUCCUUCACGAGUUGUAUUCACUAUUCGAAGGCGAGGUUCCGUGACCGUACCGUGCCGUGGUCCAUGCCGUUUCGCAGUCGAACGAAAUCAUCUAUACUAAGUGAGGUUCUGUGUGUGUGCCUUUGCGUACAGUCUUGGUAGAUGUUGAAAAAAACAAGAUCAUAGUAGAGUAAACGCACUUGGGACAAAAUGAACAAAGUAUGAUCAAUUAGUCUGCUUUUGCAGAUUAUGAACCGGGUGCUAUCCUUCGUUUUAGGGACUGCGCAAUAUUUAUCAGGAAGGGGGAGGGGGAGGGGCAUUUAAUUUUAUGUCCUUAAAGGGGGAACAACGUCUAAAAUUUACUAGAACAUUAAUUGGAAACUGAAAAAUCAACGGUGUCAGAUUCGAAAACUUCCCAAGAAAACCGUGUUCCACGAUUUGCGACAAGUCUUUAUUCACGAAUAACAAAUGAAUGAAUUCACGGGUGCGCAGUCAGUGUUAUACAGCAGUGUUCUGGUCCAUCAAAAGACACUAAAUUUCAGCCAAUACAGACAAUAAAUACACUAUGCAUUUUGAAUGCAUUUCACGUUAUAACUACGUCAGUAUUAGUGUUUAUGACACAUAAACACUAAUAUCAAACAUUAAUGCACUUAUAAAACUUUUCUCUUUUGAGCUAAAACUCUCGAUUUCAAGCUAGUCUCCGCAAAUCCAACUAGUGUGUACUUGUAUUCUCCUUUGUACAGGGUUAAACAUCUGAAUGGCGUCGGAAAUAAGCUGCAGAUAACUGACAAUGGAAUUGAACUUCACAAUGUUAAUUUUACUAUAUAUUUACACUUUCGAAAAUGUACGAGGAUAAUGAUUAAAUAAAAUGUUUAAUUAAAGUUAAACUAACACUG
Exaiptasia diaphana is the source of this 2613-nucleotide messenger RNA. Its product is annotated as peptidyl-prolyl cis-trans isomerase FKBP4. Gene Ontology annotation, molecular function: protein binding; peptidyl-prolyl cis-trans isomerase activity. The transcript is spliced from 9 exons. The record is from RefSeq and is a predicted model, not a curated record. Lineage: Eukaryota; Metazoa; Cnidaria; Anthozoa; Actiniaria; Aiptasiidae. The coding region runs from base 51 to 1418 and encodes 455 amino acids.